GCUCCUUUUCUACAUAGAAGACAUCACUCCACUACCACUCCACCACUCUACCAUCCCCACCAACUAGUACCAAAAUAUGAAGCUUCAAGCUCCAAGCUCCAAGUUCCAAACUUACCAUCACUCGCGAUCUUUAAUAAACGUUUGAUGGUAUCCAAUUCGACACUAUGCCUAACGGAUUUUCGAUUUCCGGCCCACCGGAGGUGAUGGAGUUGUUAGUAACUAACCAUACCCCUUGGCCAAUGCAUGAGGGAAAUCCUACAUUGUUACGGCAACAAGGACUUGUUGAACGUAUAUUCUUCGAGGACGACACAACCAUCAAUUUUGACCAGAUACCUGCUCUCCAGUCCUGGGCUCCUCUAGUCGGUCAUAACGAAUUUAGUCGUGUCAAUCACGUCGUCGCUUCGCUCAUGCAAGCGUCCAAACUCGCCAAGCGCCCUUUGACUGCCGAGGAAGUCCGGCUUACGAGCGACUUCGCUGCCUCAGCCUUCAGAUGGCAUCCUUGGGUUUCCCUUGCCUCCAUAAGUACCGCUCUUGGGUUCACUUGGUUCGGAAGGCAUAAAUUUAGAUUCCCUUUUUAUACGCCACGACCUGGAUCGGCAUUUAACCCAACCGUGUUUCCUACGAAAUCAUUACCCCUUAUGAGAGGCCCAGUAGCUUCAUUAGCAUGGCAUUCUCUUCGCUUUGGUCUGUAUUAUGCUAUAUGCUCUUUUGGAUUCGUUCCCCUCGGCGGAUCCUUAGCAAAUAUGUCAUUCGAAGCACAUGUAUUUAGGGAACCACGUCUAAAGGGUCUACAAAACGAUAUUAAGAAUAACGUCAUGGCCAUGCGUGCUUCGGCAAUGAAUUCCCAGCAAGGGUCAAACGUACGCAUUGAGUUUCCACGUGGCCAGGAUGCCUCAAACCCGGACAAUCAAGCGCAGCCUGAUUAUGGACGUAGUUAUAAUGAGGUUUCGGAAAACGGGUUUGGUGAACGGGCUUCGGGCCCCAGUAGCGUAACAUCAUCUCCUACACCCCAGCCAAGUUGGUCUCAAAACACCCCGGCUCCGGUGUCGCCUAAUACCCAAGGCACGAGGCCCCCGAAUCCAGCUCCGCGGUAUGUUGACGAUUCGGAUCCUUUUGACGAUGACGACGGCUCCCCGAUUCCAGCAUCAGUGAGAAGAAUCGAGGCACAGCGAACUCAAAGCACUCAAGGAGGAUCUGCAUGGGAUCGUAUUAGGCAACAGUCACAAUCAACCAAUUCCUCGGGUCAAGGAGGCGGAUGGGCCCAGCUACGGCAGGACAAGGCGCCCAAUUCCCAGUCGAGGACAGAAGGCUUCGCGUACACGAAGCAAGACGAGGACAAGGAGAAAAGGAACUACGAGAAAGAGCAAGCUCAAAAGGAGUUUGAUGCUCUCCUCGACUCUGAACGACGUGGUGGGUCGAGCAGACGGUAGAAUGGAUGGCAUAGGGCACAUGGUGGGCUUAAACAUUGUGACCCUAGAGCCUAUGCGAUUGGAGUAAAGGGGUAAAAUGAUGUGUUUAACACCUGUACUACUACUUAAGAUAUGAAAAAAAAAAGAAUCAAGUUGUUUCGGCC
Annulohypoxylon maeteangense is the source of this 1573-nucleotide messenger RNA. RefSeq lists its product as uncharacterized. The record is from RefSeq and is a predicted model, not a curated record. The transcript has a single exon. Lineage: Eukaryota; Fungi; Ascomycota; Sordariomycetes; Xylariales; Hypoxylaceae. Bases 165 to 1430 code for a protein of 421 amino acids.